CUCAUUUUGAGAUCCCUUUUCUUUCUUCAUCAAAUGGCAUUCCAACCUCCUUCUGCUCAUUUGCCCACCCGGGUUGUCGCCACAGGCAGCACCACUACAGCCGUGGUCUCUCAAAAUUUCCUCCGAGCCGCUGCUCGCUCAAAGUAUAGUCUCACUCAGAUCGACUCUCUCCGAGCCAGCUAUCCACUCAAAUUACUCUCGCCUGCAUCUGCUAACACCAUUUUCUUGAAACCUGAAGGAGCAACCAGUCCUCUUACACCUUCCUUCAGCGUCAGCAACAGCAGAGACAGCGAAGACAAAAACCAAUCCUCAAUAUCUCCUUUUACUCUUAACUCUAGUUCACCACCGUCAUCUAACUCUUUUGUGCUAGUACCGCCUCCACCUCGGAUCGUCUACAUGAUUACAUAUGGUGGUGGUCUCCUAGCUGACGACCAUCCAAAUCUUCAAUUUGUCUUACAGCGGCAUGCGAAGCUCCUUGUCCUAGGUCAGGGCAAUACCAAGAUUUAUAAAUCUCCCAAACCUGACUAUCCACCUGCAUCUCAGACGUUACAUAGUACAGUCGCACCAGGGGCUUGUCUCUUGUUCUUGGGACCUGCAGUGGUGGCCUGUGAAGAUUCGAGUGUCUUUUUAAGACAUGAAAUCUUGCUACAAGCUCAACGGCCCAGGGAUUCAACAAAAAUAAAACAGGAUCCAGAAAAGGAGUGGGAUGAAGAUGAUGAACUUCCUAGUUGUGUGGUUUUGGAUUGGAUUGCAGGAGGGCGUGGUGAAAAUGAGCGCUGGAAAGCAAGGAGAGCUGAAUGGAGAUUGAUUGUUCGUUGGGCAGAAUUAGAUCCAGAAGCUACACCAACUCCCCCUCCAUCCUCUACAACAAAUAUUCAGACUACAGGAUCAUCAUCAUCGAAAGGAAGACAAAAGAUGGUGGGAAAAGAGGAAAAGGAUAACAAUAGUGAAGAAGAUGAGUUUGUGGAUGAGGAAGAUCCUCGAGAUAUAGCAGAUAGGCUUGCAGGCGGACCUGUCAUCUUCAGGGACGGAUUCCUGAUUGAGCAUAAUCCACCAUUGCCAUCCAAAAAAGCCACACCAAUUGCAACUCCAUCAUUAAUACCGUCAAUGAUGGCAUCUGGAUUGAAACCGAAAAUGACCUCCUAUGCGCCUUCACUAUAUCCACAUUCUACGAUUGGUUCAUUAUUUAUUAUGGGUCCUAAAACAAGACGACUUCAACGAUCGAUUUUAAAGCGGUUUGACCAAUUGACGGUCUACCCUGGUCAAAAGCCCGAACAGCGUGCAGAUUAUCCAAUCUUGUGGAGUGUGACAGUCGUUCAAGUGCCGCGACCUCCUUGUCCCAAUCAAGGUGGUCCAAUCUCGACAACUAUCCCCAAAAGGAAGCAUCUCAAGAUGAACGCCAUGGUGGUCAAAAUGGCUUCACAAGGAAUUGAACAAAUGCAGGAUUUCUUGAAGUCAUUAUUUGAAGAGGAAGCUGGUGUGUUGGAUAAUAGGAAGAAGAUGAUGGAUAGCAGCGACGAUGAUAAUGACGAUGGGAAUGAAACGAAUCAUCAAAAAGCACAGAGUAGAAGGGCAGCAACGGUCAAGGAAUCAAUAUGUCAAGAAAAAUUACAAGAUGAAUAUCAAAGAGAUUUAUCUGUCAUUGAUGAGCUUUUUGGUGGACGAACUGUCUGGGAACGAGUUUUCCGGUAGUAUUUUCAAUAAACCAAGAGAAGCAUAUGUUGUCACAUCAUCGCUUCUGGUGUUAUUGGCAGACUUAAGAAUAGGGUUUUUAUUUUUAUUUUUCGAAUGCAGCUUCGAGUAAUGUGUC
Molecule: messenger RNA, 1810 nt
Organism: Lobosporangium transversale
Lineage: Eukaryota; Fungi; Mortierellomycota; Mortierellomycetes; Mortierellales; Mortierellaceae
Product: UreD urease accessory protein-domain-containing protein
Exons: 1
Coding region: 34-1692 (552 amino acids)
Molecular function (GO): nickel cation binding
Source: RefSeq, a predicted model, not a curated record